This is a messenger RNA of Fopius arisanus, 1002 nucleotides long. RefSeq lists its product as uncharacterized. Gene Ontology annotation, molecular function: DNA binding. The transcript has 2 exons. The coding region runs from base 449 to 925 and encodes 158 amino acids. The record is from RefSeq and is a predicted model, not a curated record. NCBI's taxonomy places the organism in Eukaryota, Metazoa, Arthropoda, Insecta, Hymenoptera, Braconidae.
CGGAAUCAAUUCAUUCUUUUUUUUUUCAGGUGUUUCUCCAAUUUUUUCUAGGUCUUCGUCACCGAGCCCGGCCUCGAAUUACCCAGAUUGGAGGCAUGGAACCGGCGGCUUUCCAUUCAGUAUUUUUUCUUUCAGGUUUUCGUUCCAUUUUAUUUCAGACUUUCUUUUUCUCCCCAAAUUUUCUUUUCCAAUAUCGACUGUGAUUAAUAUAGAACAUUCGAAAAAAAUUGAAUCGUUCCUUAUUCUUUCAAUUUAAUUUUUUUCCUCCACGCAAAAAGGUGCUGUUGAUGCUGUUGAUUCAUCGGUGUCAACAGCUGAGAGCUCAGAGGUGUUGUCUGAGGGAAUUGACUCAACACCUCAAGUAUCGACAAGGAGAUCAGCAUACGAGGGACUUCAGGAUGAGAUAAAUCCUGUUGAGGAGUCGAGAGUUAAUCCUGAACCUCCCGGAAUGACGGGAUCUCAGGAACGUGCUAAUAAGCCACUCGACGAGGCACAUCCUGCACCUUCAGAAAUUGAAAAACCACAGCGAUCUCCUCCGCAACCGGUCGAGCUAGAGGGACAGACUGGACUUUCUGCCACUGAGGCUCCAAUCGCUGGACCGUCAGGGGUAGAAGAGAGUCUAGAUCGUGUCCACUUGAUUGAAGGCAGUGAUGUCCUCAUAAGUUCCCACCGGUUAAGGAAAAUCCUCUAUGAGGUUGCUGACGACCAUACGUCAUCUAUUCGGCGACUACUCAACGAGCUUGUGGGGGUAGAAAAGCUCAAAACAAUGAGAGCAACAGGAAAAGGAGGAUGGACUUAUCUAAUCCCUCCCGAAAUACUCGAUGCAAUCGAGGAUUACGUGGUCUCCCGAACAGAAGGAAAGAUGACCCACAAAAAAUUCAUGCGUGUUGUUACAACCUAUUUAAAUUAUCUUCGACAUUAUUAAAAAAGCAAAAUAAUAAUUAUUUUAGUUUAUUUUCGGACACGGCCACCGCGCCAUUAUUUUGUAGACGAGUUCUAAUA